ACCAAUGUAUUCAAACGGUAAAUGUACUCUAUUUGUGGGUAAACGGUGAACAAUUGCUUUUGGCUCUUCAUUCAUGUGACUUGUCUCUCGGAGAGUGUUGAUUUCCAUUCGCCAUUUGCCCAAAAGCAUUCGUUGCGGUUAAAAUCAAUGGAGCUGCUAAACGAAACCGUCUUCUAUUCCGACUUGGAAACGUCAUCGAAUACUCCCUUUGUUGACAUUGUGCUGCAGGACCAUGCAAUUCUAGAGAUGGGGCGUUUCGACAAGGGCAAACUCAUCGCCAAGGCGGCCAAUCUGACGUCCAUCAGCUGGGCACAUGCCGUCAACAGUCAGCAGCUGCUGGCGGAGGCGCUGAGCGGUGACAUUGACAUGAUUGAGGCGGACAUUGUACUGGGCCAAUUGAAUGGCGAGGGUCACAAUCUGCCGGUUAUGGCACAUCCGCCUGCAAAUGUCUCCGAUUUGACGCUGGAGGAUUUUCUAUAUCAAAUCAAGGCGCACAACGAAGUCAACGAGGGUGCGGAGAAGGGCGUCAAGUUGGACUUCAAGUCCAUUGAGGUAUUCGAAGGCUCGCUGAAUAUACUAGAUGAGACUAUACCAAAGAUGACAUAUCCCGUCUGGAUAAAUGCGGACAUUAUUGCCGGUCCCGUGGACCAGAAUAAAUCAGUGCCUGUGGAUCCGGCGCGUUUCUUUGCCGGCUGUAUGCGCUAUAAGCAGGCGGUUCUCUCCAUUGGCUGGACCACCAAUUGGGGUGCAGAUUUCCGCGUAGGAGAGUAUUCACAAUCGCAAUGCGACGCAAUGCUGCAGGCUAUCAACGACAAUAACGUGACCUCCACCGGACAGGCAAUCACUUUCCCCGUACGUGCAGGAAUUGCGGCCAAUAGUGCACAACAGUUGCAUAAUCUGGUGGCAGCCGUGAAUGGAACUAAUGAGAGCACCUUAACCAUCUGGUCCUCGGCCAACGAUUAUGUGGAUGUGGAACGAUUGCGUAAACUGAUCUUUGGCUUUGAUGAUCGUGUCUAUUUGGAUGUGCCGGAAGAGCUCUCCUCCCAGCUGGAUUUGGGCAACCCGGGAAACGGUGCAGGCACCUUCAAUGCCCUCGUUGGCUUUAGCUUUGUUAGCCUUUGUUUCUGGGCCAUCUCCAGCUGGCUAAAAAGUGUUUAAGCAGUUUGUUUUCUUUUCAAUUUGGUUUUAUUUUUUUAACUUUUAAGGAAUUGAUGUUUUAUAUAUUAUUCCGCGUAUUCUUAUCAGAUACACGUUUGAGUUUUAUCACUUCAUUUCAAUUCAGACGCGAGUUGGCGUCGUUUUGUUUAAAAAAAAAAAAAACAAAAGGAAAACUAAAAAUCGUCUUAUAAAAAUAGUUGUUAUGCUUUAAAUUUAUAUAAUAUAAAUAUAAAAAAUACUUUGGACGUGCGCAGUUUAAAUUUUUAACAAUGGGGAAGCUAUGAUAAUAAUCACUUAUAUACAGAGCUAAAUUUACCUACUAAAAUAGUUAAUGACUUUUGAUUUUCCUUAC
Molecule: messenger RNA, 1510 nt
Organism: Drosophila innubila
Lineage: Eukaryota; Metazoa; Arthropoda; Insecta; Diptera; Drosophilidae
Product: protein FAM151B-like
Source: RefSeq, a predicted model, not a curated record